This is a messenger RNA of Mustela erminea (ermine), 4073 nucleotides long. Its product is annotated as serine/threonine-protein phosphatase 2A catalytic subunit alpha isoform. Bases 16 to 2562 code for a protein of 848 amino acids. The record is from RefSeq and is a predicted model, not a curated record. Gene Ontology annotation, cellular component: cytosol; nucleus. Gene Ontology annotation, molecular function: cyclin-dependent protein serine/threonine kinase activity; protein serine/threonine phosphatase activity; ATP binding. The transcript is spliced from 17 exons. Lineage: Eukaryota; Metazoa; Chordata; Mammalia; Carnivora; Mustelidae. Gene Ontology annotation, biological process: dendrite extension; mitotic cell cycle; positive regulation of dendrite morphogenesis.
AAUCCGGACUUGAAAAUGGAGAUGUAUGAAACCCUCGGAAAAGUGGGAGAGGGAAGUUAUGGAACAGUCAUGAAGUGUAAACAUAAGGAUACUGGGCAGAUAGUGGCCAUUAAGAUAUUUUAUGAAAAACCGGAAAAAUCUGUCAACAAAAUUGCAACGAGAGAAAUAAAGUUUUUAAAGCAAUUUCGUCAUGAAAACCUGGUCAAUCUGAUUGAAGUUUUUAGGCAGAAAAAGAAAAUUCAUUUGGUGUUUGAAUUUAUUGACCACACGGUAUUAGAUGAGCUGCAACAUUAUUGUCACGGACUAGAGAGUAAACGACUUAGAAAAUACCUCUUCCAGAUCCUUCGAGCAAUUGAAUAUCUUCACAAUAAUAACAUCAUUCAUCGUGAUAUAAAACCUGAGAAUAUUUUAGUAUCCCAAUCAGGAAUUACUAAACUCUGUGAUUUUGGUUUUGCGCGAACUCUGGCAGCUCCUGGGGACGUUUAUACGGAUUACGUGGCUACACGCUGGUAUAGAGCUCCAGAAUUGGUAUUAAAAGAUACCUCUUAUGGAAAACCUGUAGAUAUCUGGGCUUUGGGUUGUAUGAUCAUUGAGAUGGCCACUGGAAACCCCUAUCUUCCUAGCAGCUCUGAUUUGGAUUUACUUCAUAAAAUUGUUUUAAAAGUAGGCAACUUGACUCCUCACUUACAGAAUAUCUUUUCCAAGAGUCCCAUUUUUGCUGGGCUGGUCCUUCCUCAAGUUCAACACCCCAAAAAUGCAAGAAAAAAAUACCCAAAGUUAAAUGGAUUGUUGGCAGAUAUAGUUCAUGCUUGUUUACAAAUUGAUCCUGCUGAAAGGACAUCAUCUACUGAUCUUUUGCAUCAUGAGUACUUUACUAGAGAUGGAUUUAUUGAAAAAUUCAUACCAGAACUGAGAGCUAAAUUACUACAAGAAGCGAAAGUCAAUUCAUUCAUAAAGCUAAAAGAGAAUUCUAAAGAAAGUGACCUUAUGAAAGAUGAAAGAAAAACAACAUAUACUAAUUCACUGCUUGGUACUCCAGUUUUGGGAAAGGAAAUAGAAAAAGAGAAAAAGCCCAGGGAGAUCAAAGUCAGAGUUAUUAAAGUCAAAGGAGGAAAAGGAGAUAUCUUAGAACCAAACAAGACAGAGUGUGAAGGUGGACAUUGUCAACAGGAUGCUGUUGAAAAUGCUCAUGCUAUGUCUCAAGAUACAAAACCUGUAAUCAGUGAACCGCUAAACGCCAUCAAUCCCGGCACUAAUUCUAAUAGCAUGAAAGAUGAUCCACACGCUGGAGGUAGUAUGAUGAUGCCACCCAUCAAUCUAAUGAGCAAUAAUUUGUUGGCUUCAAAUCCCAAUUCAAAUCUUUCCCAUCCCAAUUCAAGGUUGACUGAACGAGCAAAAAAGAGACGUACUUCUUCACAAUCUAUUGGACAGCUUAUGCCUAAUAGCAAACAAGAGGAUAUAAGUCCCACUCAAAACCAAAUGGAGAAGAGUGUAUUUAAUGAGCGAACAGGUCCAAAUGACCAAAUGGCAAAUGGAAACAAAAGAAAGCUGAAUUUUUCCAGAUCUGACAGGAAGGAAUUCCAUUUCCCAGAACUACCUUUCACGGUACAGCCCAAGGAGGUGAAAGGAAUGGAAGUUAAACAGAUAAAAGUGCUGAAGAGGGAAUCAAAGAAAACAGAUUCAUCUAAAAUACCAACUUUACUUAAUGUGGAUGAAAAUCAAGAAAAACAUGAGGCUAAAGAAAUCCUGACAAAAGAAUCCAAUGUGCAGGAGGUUCGAUGUCCAGUCACGGUCUGUGGAGAUGUACAUGGGCAAUUUCAUGAUCUCAUGGAACUGUUUAGAAUUGGUGGCAAAUCGCCAGAUACAAACUACUUGUUUAUGGGAGAUUAUGUUGACAGAGGAUAUUAUUCAGUUGAAACAGUUACUCUGCUUGUAGCUCUUAAGGUUCGUUACCGUGAGCGCAUCACCAUUCUUCGAGGAAAUCAUGAGAGCAGACAGAUCACACAAGUGUAUGGUUUCUAUGAUGAGUGUUUAAGGAAAUACGGAAAUGCAAAUGUUUGGAAAUAUUUUACAGAUCUUUUUGACUAUCUUCCUCUCACUGCCUUGGUGGAUGGGCAGAUAUUCUGUCUACAUGGUGGCCUCUCACCAUCCAUAGAUACACUGGAUCACAUCAGAGCACUUGAUCGCCUACAAGAAGUUCCUCAUGAGGGUCCAAUGUGUGACUUGCUGUGGUCAGAUCCAGAUGAUCGUGGUGGUUGGGGUAUAUCUCCUCGAGGAGCUGGUUACACCUUUGGGCAAGACAUUUCUGAAACAUUUAAUCAUGCCAAUGGCCUCACAUUGGUGUCCAGAGCUCACCAGCUGGUGAUGGAGGGAUAUAACUGGUGCCACGACCGAAAUGUAGUAACGAUUUUCAGUGCUCCAAACUAUUGUUAUCGUUGUGGUAAUCAAGCUGCAAUCAUGGAACUUGAUGAUACUCUAAAAUACUCUUUCUUGCAGUUCGACCCAGCACCUCGCAGAGGCGAGCCACAUGUUACUCGUCGUACCCCAGACUACUUCCUGUAAUGAAAUUUUAAACUUGUACAGUAUUGCCAUGAACCAUAAAUUGACCUAAUGGAAAUGGGAAGAGCAACAGUAACUCCAAAGUGUCAGAGAAUAGUUAACAUUCAAAAAAAAAAACUUGUUUUCACACGGACCAAAAGAUGUGCCAUAUAAAAAUACAAAGCCUCUUGUCAUCAACAGCCGUGACCACUUUAGAAUGAACCAGUUCAUUGCAUGCUGAAGCGACAUUGUUGGUCAAGAAACCAGUUUCUGGCAUAGCGCUAUUUGUAGUUACUUUUGCUUUCUCUGAGAGACUGCAGAUAAUAAGAUGUAAACAUUAACACCUCGUGAAUACAAUUUAACUUCCAUUUAGCUAUAGCUUUACUCAGCAUGACUGUAGAUAAGGAUAGCAGCAAACAAUCAUUGGAGCUUAAUGAACAUUUUUAAAAAUAAGUACCAAGGCCUCCCCUCUACUCGUGAGUUUUGAAAUCGUUUUGUUUAUUUUCAGGGAUACCGUUUAAUUUAAUUGUAUGAUUUGUCUGCACUCAGUUUAUUUCCCUUCUCAAAUCUCAGCCUCAUGUUGUUCUUUGUUAUUGUCAGAACCUGGUGAGUUGUUUUGAACAGAACUGUUUUUUCCCCCUCCUAUAAGACGAUGUUACUGCACAAGAGCACUGCAGUGUUUUUCAUAAUAAACUUGUGAACUAAGAACUGAGAAAGUCAAAUUUUAAUUGUAUCAAUGGGCAAGACUGGUGCUGUUUAUUUAAAAGAUACAUCAAUUGAUAAAUUUUAGAAUUUAUAGAAUUCUAGGUAAAGAAAAAUAAAAUCAAGGUCACUAUAUAAUCUCUCUGGCAACUCCUUGACAUUCUUCAGAAGAUUUUCAAGACUUAUUUGUAAUCCAGAUAGUACAAUUUGUCAGAGAGCCGGCGUGCUCUUUGUGGGGUUCUUCCUGCAUAUUACCUUGUCUGCAAGAAAGGAAAUCUGCAACUUCAGUGAGACUGGACUAUAAAACCAUAGAACUCGAGAUUUAAGUGUUUUGGUUUUUCUUUUAAUAAAACAUCAUGUUUUCAGGUAGAGCUUGAAAAACUAAUAUGUCUACUUCUCAGUGCAGUUUCUGGUUAUAAAUACCAUAUUGCUAUGUAUGUUAGAUGGACUCAAAAAAAUGAUGGACAGAUUUUGUAUAUUGCUUGUCAUGUUAUCUUAGAGUUAACUUUGUCUCAGAUAAAAAAGCUGUUAAAGUAUUGUCCUGUAUUAAGCUCUUUAAGUGCUACUAGUUAAACCAAAUAGAAAACUAUUGCUAGAUCAUGGUUUGGUGUAAUAUGCAUUCACCCAAGGACAAAAAUGGCAUUUGAAAUGAAGUGGCAGUGCUAAGCACUUACUGAGUUUCCUCCCACCCUUUUCUCCUUUGAAUAGGAUUAGAAAGUUAAAACAGUUCUUCUGUGGAAACUAAUAUUUGGUAAUCUUCAGCUAUCAGGGUAAACUUCAGGGCACUUAAUCAUUACUUGUGUGAAUGUAGUAAUAAAAGUUCCUUUGCUUUG